Pseudophryne corroboree (corroboree frog) is the source of this 6360-nucleotide messenger RNA. It is a transcript of the gene A1CF, whose product is annotated as APOBEC1 complementation factor. The record is from RefSeq and is a predicted model, not a curated record. Gene Ontology annotation, cellular component: nucleus. The coding region runs from base 134 to 1909 and encodes 591 amino acids. Gene Ontology annotation, molecular function: mRNA binding. The transcript is spliced from 12 exons. Lineage: Eukaryota; Metazoa; Chordata; Amphibia; Anura; Myobatrachidae.
AUAUGAUUAAGGGAUAACCAAAGGUACACGUCUCAAAUUCGUCAUAAUCAAGCAGAACCUGCUGGUGGUGAUCUCUGAAAUUGCUCAGUGAGCACACCUAAUUAACCUGAUUUUUUGCUGAUAAUCAUUCACAAUGGAAUCAAAUCAAAAAUCCGGGGAUGGAUUGGCCACCACUCAGAAAGAAGCCGCACUGCGUGCAUUGAUUCAGCGCACAGGAUAUAGUUUGACACAGGAAAAUGGACAGAGAAGAUAUGGAGGUCCACCUCCUGGGUGGGACGGCCCACCGCCGGAACGAGGAUGUGAGAUCUUUGUUGGCAAACUUCCCCGAGACCUUUUUGAGGAUGAACUUAUACCAAUAUGUGAAAAGAUAGGAAAAGUCUACGAAAUGAGAAUGAUGAUGGACUUCAAUGGAAAUAAUAGGGGAUAUGCAUUUGUAACAUUCAUUAACAGACAGGAUGCCAGGAACGCAAUCAAACAGCUAAAUAAUUAUGAAAUUCGAAACGGGAGACUGCUGGGUGUCUGUGCCAGUGUAGACAAUUGCCGAUUAUUUGUUGGUGGUAUCCCAAAGACAAAGAAGAGAGAAGAAAUCCUAGUGGAGAUGAAAAAAGUAACAGAAGGUGUACUUGAUGUGAUCGUCUAUCCCAGCGCUGCAGACAAAUCUAAGAAUCGUGGAUUUGCCUUUGUAGAAUAUGAAAGUCAUCGAGCUGCAGCUAUGGCCAGACGAAAACUAUUACCAGGGCGCAUUCAGUUAUGGGGUCAUCCAAUUGCUGUGGACUGGGCAGAACCAGAAGUUGAAGUAGAUGAAGAUACAAUGUCAUCAGUUAAGAUUCUAUAUGUAAGAAAUCUUAUGCUCACAACAACAGAGGAGACAAUAGAGAAAGAGUUCAAUAACAUCAAACCAGGGGCUGUUGAGCGUAUAAAGAAAAUUAGAGAUUAUGCCUUUGUGCACUUUAACAAUCGUGUUGAUGCAGUUGAAGCAAUGAAUGCCCUAAAUGGCAAGAUCAUAGAUGGCUCUCCUAUAGAGGUUACUUUGGCUAAGCCAGUAGACAAGGAUAGUUAUGUAAGGUACACAAGAGGAACAGGAGGAAGAGGAGGGGCCGUACAACCAGAAUACACAUAUACAAUUGGCCAUGUCUAUGACCCAACCACAGCUUACCUUGGAGCACCUGUCUUCUACGCACCACCAGCCUACACUGCUGCCAUUCCGAGCAUCCACUUUCCUCCUACCAAAGGCUAUGUCAGCAAUCGCGGCCUCGUCCGACCUCCAUCUGUUAGAGAAAUUUACAUGAGUGUACCUGUAGGGGCUGCGGGAGUUAGAGGACUGGGAGGACGAGGAUAUCUGGCUUAUACUGGUCUGGGUCGUGGAUGUUUGGGAUACCAAAUGAAAAAUGACAAGAGAAUAGACGAGAAACUUUAUGACAUUUUACCAGGAAUGGAGCUCACACCAAUGAGCACGGUCACCUUAAAACCACAAGGCAUCAAACUUGCACCACAGGUGCUGGAAGAAAUUUGUCAAAAAAACAACUGGGGACAACCAGUUUACCAGCUGCACUCUGCAAUUGGACAGGACCAGAGGCAGCUAUUUCUGUAUAAGAUUACCAUUCCUGUUCUUGCUAACCAAAAUCCUGCAAUUUACCCAUUUACACCUCCAAAACUUUGCAUAUCAGUAGAUGAAGCCAAGAACUACGCAGCAGAGUUUACUCUUCAGACCUUAGGAAUCUCAGCAGAGGCAGCAGAGCCCCCAGCAGCCUUUGCAGGAUAUGCUAUUGCCACCUCACCAGCAGCAGUGGCCGCCACACAAAUGAAACAAGCAGUAGCAUUGGGGCAAGACCUUGCAGCAUAUGCAACAUAUGAAGCCUAUCCUGCAUUUGCAGUGGCAACUCGAGGAGAUGCUUACGGAACAUUUUAAGAGUUCACUAUACUCCAUAUGGAAACUUCCUGCAGGUGGUGGAUGUCACUGAGACCUGGGUUGUAGUCAAGUGGAUCUUUUAUAGACUGUAGUUUCACUGCAAGGAUUCAGACUUGUCUCAUUACAUGGCAAUUAAUGAUGUGAAGUCAGUAGCUUUAUAGAAAUAAGGCAGCAUUUACUGUAUAUCAUUAGUAAUAUUGUAGUUCAAUUGUAUGGCUUCUCGUUGUAAAGAAUAUUGUAUUUGUUUACACUUUUACACACUAUCCAGUAGACAAGGCCUUGUUGAUUAAUUGAAAAAACUUUAAAUGGGAAAUUUGUUUUUAUAUGUUUUCAUCCUUUCUUUGUUUCUCUCUGAACGUGGAUCUAUUUUAGACAGCUCAUGGUUAGUUGGAUAAAUGAUACUUCCAGCAGUCAAGAUGUAGGUCUGGAAAGGCAAAUACAUUAUAUUUGCUUAACUUAAAAUAAAAAAUUAUAUUUAGUCAGCUACUAAGGGUCUUCAUAUACCAGGAAUACACAGUUCUACCUUAUGGACCUUGUAAAAAGGAUUUUUUUAAACAAUAAUAUAAAUGUGAAUUUUACAAUAUACCCUACUCAUGUCUAUCCAAUUAAGAAAGGAAGAAAGCGCAGUCCAGAGCCAGAAACCAUAUACUAAAAUGAUUUCCUCCAUGUUGCAUGUGGUCAUUUUAAAAGUGAGGUUAAACCAUAAAAUUGAAUAAACGUAUAAAUUCAGUAGCACAAUCUGAAACAUAUUUACAAAUGGAAUCAUUUAAAAAAAACAACAUUGACGUGUUUUUUAAAAGGUAAAACACAUUAAUUGCCGUGUUUAUUAAAAGGUGAAACAAAUUCUUUAAUUUUAGACUAUUUCCCUAGAACAGGCAUUUCCAACCUCGCCCUCAAGGCACACUAACAAUGCAGGUUUUAGUGAUGUCCAGGCUUCAGCACAGAUGGUCAAAUCAAAAUACUGUAACUGAGGUACCAAUUAAGUCACCUGUGCUCAAGCAUGGAUAUCACUAAAACCUGAACUAUUAAUAUGUCUUGAGGACUGAGAUUGGGAAUGCCUGCCCUAGAAUAGUGACCCAGUUGUCCUGUAUCUCAUAUUACAAUGAUUCCCAACUCCAGUUCUCAAGUACCACCAACAGAUCAUGUUAUGUGAAUUACUUUAUUAAUGCACAGGUUGAGUUAGUAAUUAUCAUUUAGUAAUUAUCAGUAAUUAUCCCACCUGCUUGAACAGGCAGAAAUCCACAAACAUGACCUGCUGGCGAAAACUUCAGGGUUGAUGUUGACAACCACUGUAAUAUUGCAUAACAUAAAUAACAUUGGCAAAUCAAGGUUAUUACUUAAUGUCUGUAGAUUCUUUAUUAUCCAUACAUUGUUUAAUUUUAAAGUGUAUGUAUUAUAGGUUGUGUUUUUGUAUCCGCAAUAUCUUUAUUAAGUUGACAGUUUUUAAGUUUAAACAAUUGAGCAUUUGUUAAAGGAGGAUAAACGGUGAUAAGCACAGACUGUCCAAAAAACCAUAAAGACAUAAAGGGCAUGAUUCAGAUUUGCAUGUAAUGUAGUCUGCAUAUGGAUCUUGCGAUUCUUAGCAAGCUGUGCAUGUGUUUAGGCCUGCAUGCGCAAACUAGAGAAAUUAUGGGUGAUUCACAGUCGUACGAUCUUAGUUAUAUCUUCACUUGUGAAUUAGUGGAUGUAAUGGAGUCUUUGCAUACAGGAUAAGUGUGCCAUUGGCAUGGGUGACACUUGACAGUUGAGUUGUGGGCUGUUCAGAGGUUAUCACAAGCAGAGAACUGCCCAAUUUUAGUUGGGUCUCUGGCACCAAGGAUAGGACUGUUGCAAACGUGUGUUGUUGAUGAUGAUGAUGACCUUUCACCAGCAGCUGGGUGGGAGUGGGCACACGCAUGUGUACCACCAUCUCUGAACACAUGCAAAAAUCCGCAAUUGCUUGUGCUUUACAUGCAGCUCUGAAGCAGACCAAAGUGAACAUGCCACAUAUUGAUAAAUCUAAAUUACAUGCACAAAUUAAAUUGCUUGGUUUUUAUGUACUGUUUUAAAUAAAUUUUUAUAAGUUAUAUAUAGUUAUUUAUAUAUAACACUGUUUUCAUUUAUUUGUCCUGUUUCAAGAUUAAGGAAAUUUACUGAGUCAUUUAUAAGUACAUAAUCAACCAGAAAAGACACAGCCAAAGUCUAAAGUGAAAAAAAUAUUGAUUCAAUAUGUUGUAAUGUAAUGUUAACUUAAAAAAAAAAAGUACAUAAAAAUGUUAUUGGCUGGACUUUCGUCUUCCAAUUGCAAGGCUUGCGUGACCUUUGUAAGGUAGUCUACACGUGUUAAGCUAAUGUUAAUGCCGGUGAAAGAGCAAAGGCAGCAGUAUUAAAAAUAAAUGGACUUGAAACACUUAUUUGUGUAUAGAUAGUACUUCUGUUUGUAAAGAACUGUCACACUGUGAAUAAAAAGAUAAUUAUCUCAUUACUUGACAAUCAUCUAAUUCUUUAGUUACCAUCAAUAUAUAUCCUCUCAAAGGAAAUAUAUGAUCAUAAAAGCAUAUUUUUAAUAUAUUUUAGUAAAUUAAAUAAAUAAUAAUCUAAAUAAUAAUCAAGUCACUUAAUUUUUCUUUAUAGAAUUUUUUGCAGUUUUAUUAAACUGCAUGUCCUUGCUAAUCUGUUUAUAUAAUCUAGUGGUCAUGUUACGGUAGGUUGCUACUGCAGUUAUUUUUGACAAUAGACCAGGUUUACGUAAUCUCAUUGGACUCUGCAAGUGUUGGUGCAUUUUGGGGCAUGUAGUUUUUAAUAACAGGAAAACUACUGUCCAAAAUAGAGAGGGACUGAUUCUCACAUGGAAGUAAAGCAAACAAACAAAAACGUACAUAAGUAAAUAAAUGUAAAAUACAGUUACAUUUAUUUAUUUUAUUUUUUUGUAUGUAGGGUAAAUACGGGCUGCUUGUGUUUGUACUGUAUGAAUGUGUAAAAAAAACAGGGUUUUAGUGAUUUUUUUCUAGCACCAGUUUUUUUUACUGGGCUAUUCAAUUAGCCCCCAUUUUUUCAAUCUGAAAAAAUUUACAUUUUUGUCCGAAAACCAGUAAAAUCUGUGAAAAGUGUUUUCACGGCCACUAUCAGGGAAAUAAUCACUUAUUAUCAGGGAUUUAAUUUCACCUGCCUGAGACAGGCAAAACAAAAUCCCAAUCAGUGCUGGCUCCUGGGCUAAUUGCAGGGAGGUAAUCAGCUAAUUGGAUACUGCCCUAUGCAUAAUAAUUAUCUAUUAUUUCAAAAGUAACAAAAUUUGAUGCAGCAUUGUUCAUUGAGGGAAUCUUAGUACUAUACAAAUAAAUUAUGUAAAAUGACAUCAAAAAGAAGGUAAAGAUUAAAUAAAUGUAUCUAACCAAUUAAAUUGCAAUGUUAAAAUAUUUUAUAAAAUACUUUAAUGUUUUCAAGACAUUUCUCUCAUAAUUUUUUAAAAUAUAUUUAACAUUUUCAGUGUAGAGUAUAGUUCAAAUAUAUACUGUUCAUGGUGAUAUCUAGAUUAAGAAGACUAGACUUAGCUUUGUAAGUAAAAAUGUCUUGUAUAUUUAUUUAUUUAUCUAUCUAUCACCCACCUCAUUCCUAUGUCGAUAGUUGAAUGUUGUUGAAUACCUAGUGGUAAAGAGGCUGAUUUAAAAUAAAAAUACAAUUAUCUUGAAUCUGGAUAUUACCCCUGAGCAAUUGUGUCUAGGCUUGUGCCUAGUUUGGCUACAUAGUAAUUCCAGCAUUGAUAUCAUUAAUUAUUUUUCAUUUGUUGUGAUCAAGAUCAGUUUGAGUGCUGUAUAUGAUUUUUUUGCCAUUGAUAUGACCUGCUCACAUACAGCUACAGUUGCAAUAACACAAUCAGCUAUACAAAUAUUUUAUUCAAAAUACAGUAAUUGAAGAACAUCCUCUAACAAAUAUGCACCGCUGUAUAUUUUUGCAUAACAGAUUUACAAAGAUAAAUUCGAUCUAUGCUUUAUUUUACAUAAUAAUAAUAAUAAUAAUAAUAAUAAGGAUUCCAUCUCUAUUAAUAGUGUAUAUAGCAUAAAUGCUUCACACUGUAUGGUAAUAGUUUAGAUAGUAGCUUGUAAUGUAGGAUAAUAAGUAUAACAUUUUUACUAUUUGAAAGAUAUAAUAAAAUGAUUAUUUUUAAAAGUAUGUAUCUUGAUGAUAGCUUACAUAUAAAUUCUUGCCUACUAGCUGAAGUCAAAAGAUAUUUUGAGAGAUGUGUUGCUGAUACCUAUUGUGGGGUUGUGGUUUAGGGAAAUUAAUUUGCCUUUAAUUACUUUGGAACUUUGGGGUUUAAAAUAUAUCACUCACUAAAAGAGGUAAACAAAAUUGUCACCCAGUGUAAUAGGCAUGAUGCUUAUGUAAAUACUGUUUAGCCGUUUAAAUGAUUCUUGCAAUUGGUGGGCUAUUAAUUACUAAAUGGGUAAUAAACUUCUAUAUACUAUAACAAA